Molecule: messenger RNA, 471 nt
Organism: Medicago truncatula (barrel medic)
Lineage: Eukaryota; Viridiplantae; Streptophyta; Magnoliopsida; Fabales; Fabaceae
Product: SKP1-like protein 1A
Exons: 1
Coding region: 1-471 (156 amino acids)
Biological process (GO): ubiquitin-dependent protein catabolic process
Source: RefSeq, a predicted model, not a curated record
AUGGCAUCAUCAUCAUCGACAAAGAAGUUCACCAUGAAGAGUUCCGACGGUGAGACAUUUGAAAUCGAAGAGGUUGUGUUCCAAUCAAUCAAGAAUUUGACGGAUGGUGCUGCCAACGACACUGAAAUCCUGGUUCCGCACAUACCCGGCAAGUUCUUGGCUAAGGUUAUUGAGUAUUGCAAGAAGCAUGUUGAGGCUGCCAGUUCUGAUGAAAAGCUCUUUGAUGAUGAACUUAACAAAUGGGACACUGAAUUCGUAAAGGUUGAUAAUGUUACGAUCUUCAAUCUCAUCUGGGCUGCUAGCUAUCUGAAUAUCAAGAGUCUCUUGGAUCUUUCAAUGAAAGCUCUAGCAGACAUGAUCAAGGAUAAGAAGCCGGAGGAGAUUAGUAAGAUUUUCAACAUUGUGAAUGCUUACCGUCCCAAGGAAGAUGAGGAAGUUCGUUGUGAAAAUCAAUGCACUUUUGAAAACUGA